Molecule: messenger RNA, 2217 nt
Organism: Alternaria ethzedia
Lineage: Eukaryota; Fungi; Ascomycota; Dothideomycetes; Pleosporales; Pleosporaceae
Exons: 6
Coding region: 1-2217 (738 amino acids)
Biological process (GO): transmembrane transport
Cellular component (GO): membrane
Molecular function (GO): myo-inositol:proton symporter activity
Source: RefSeq, a predicted model, not a curated record
AUGAAUGACGCUGCAGCCGAGCCCUUGAUCUCCAACGACCGCCGCGUUCCGAACGAUGCACGCGACCGCUACGACGAAGCCGACGACGCGAGUAUAAGAGAGGAUGAGGUGGACGAGAGUGCCUUGGUAUCCCCAGGCCUGUUUAUAUGGUGUCUGACUAUAUGCGCCGGGGUGUCAGGAUUGCUAUUUGGAUAUGACACCGGUGUUAUAUCCUCUACCCUCAUCUCCAUAAACACCGACCUCUCCUCCCGGCCCCUGACCACCCUCGACAAGAGCUUGAUUACGUCUUGCACCUCGUUCUUCGCACUCCUCGCCUCGCCCCUAACGGGUAUCCUCGCCGAUGCAUACGGACGCAAAACCGUGAUCCUCGUCGCAGACAUCCUCUUCAUACUCGGUGCGCUGCUGCAGGCAUGGACAAGCAGUGUUGGCGGCAUGAUCGUGGGUCGGUCCAUUGUCGGCGCAGCUGUUGGAAGCGCGUCGUUCGUUGUACCGCUGUAUAUCUCGGAGCUCAGCCCUAGCCCUUUCCGCGGACGGCUGGUGGUAGUGAGCAGUUUGUUCAUUACUGGUGGGCAGGUCGUUGCUUAUAUUGUUGGGUGGUUGUUCUCGGAAAGAUUGCAUGGAUGGAGAUGGAUGGUGGGUUUGGGGGCUUUACCGGCUGCCAUACAGUUCGUUAUGCUGUUUUUCCUGCCCGAAACACCGCGGUAUCUCGUCAAGGCUGGAAAGACGCAGCAAGCGAAGAGGGUAUUGGGGCGUGUGUACAAAAGUGAGGAAAGUGGGACGAAGUUGGUGAACGCCGUGCUGAGGCGGGUAGAGAAGGAGAUUGAAGAGGAGGAGGACGCGGCUGGACUGCGAGGGACUCCUGACAUGGCUAAGAUCGGUUGGAGAGCUAAGAAGGAGAGGGUGCAAGACAGUUUCUCUCAACUGAUCGUCAUCGGAGGGAACCGUCGAGCCUUGAUUAUCGCGUGUAUGCUUCAGGGCUUCCAGCAACUUUGUGGCUUUAAUUCACUAAUGUACUUCUCCGCCACAAUAUUCCGCCUCGUCGGUUUCGAAUCACCAACCCUAACCUCGCUCUCCAUCGCCAUCACAAACUUCCUCUUCACACUCGUAGCCUUCCACUACAUCGACCGCAUCGGACGCCGCCGUAUCCUCCUCUGGUCCGUACCCAUCAUGAUCAUCGGUCUCGCACUAUGCGCCAUCGCUUUCCUCUUCAUCGACCUUCCCACCGAGGAACCUUCCGCUACCGCCACUGCCAUUGCCGGCGAUAACAACAAGAUCUGGCCCCUAGUCAUCCUCUUCUCCAUGAUAACAUACGUCGCCGGUUAUGCGAUAGGCAUGGGUAACGUUCCCUGGCAGCAAUCUGAACUGUUUCCGCUGUCUGUAAGGUCGCUUGGGUCUGCGGUGUCGACGGCUACGAAUUGGGGGUCGAAUACCUUCAUUGGGAUCACUUUUCUGCCCAUGAUGAAUAUCUUCACCCCUGUGGGAACGUUUGCGUUGUAUGCCGUGGUCUGUGUGGUUGCGGAGAUUGUCAUUUGGAGGAUAUAUCCUGAGACGGCGGGGUUGGGGUUGGAAGACGUGGGCGGGUUAUUGAAGGAUGGGUUUGGGCCUACAUUCUUCCUCCUCACAACCCUCAGCGCUCUGGUAGCCGCCGCCCCAGUCCACGCCUCUAACCCCCCUCCUCCCCUCCCCACAGCCUUCUACCCUGACCCUGUUUCAGGCUCCGGCUCCGGCCAAAUGGUCGACAACAUGCUUCCGGACAGCGACCUCCCAGGUGGCGGCAUCGCCUCCGGCCAAAUGGUAGAUAACAUGCUUCCCGACAGCGACCUCCCCGGCGGCGGUAUCGGCUCCUCUUCUCCCCAGAUGUCCGAAAAACGCGCUCUUGCCAAUGCCGUUCCUGAUAAAUACGAUUCGUCUACGUACUACGACGCAGCCGCCGAGAAAGAAGCAGAGGAGCUGGCUCUUGUGCUAGAUGCUGCGAGUGAGAAUGCGGCGGAGGACGAAAGUGCCGACAUCAACCUUAACUUGAAGAGGGGACAGGGCAUGGAAGGCAAAAGUGUGGAGGGUUGUAAGAAGAGGGGUGGGCCUGCACAGUGUGUGAAGUGUCAGAAAGAGUGGGAUAUGCACGUAUCGUGUUUGUGCGAGAAGAAAGUUAGUUUUGAUGCGUGCGUACAGAGCAAGAUGAAGAACUAUGAUGCUUGCGCAAAAAAGGAGUGCCCGUAA